AUGGAUCCUGCUAUCAAGUCUAUAGGAUCUUCUCCUAUCCCAGCCUCUAAAAUUCUCCACAAACGGCGAUCAAUAUCAAUAUAUUCUGGAGUUCCAUUGAAUCAAGCCGAGAUUGAUCGAUUAAAAUUGUGUCUUCAAGUUAGAAGAAACAUUUCAAACGGUGAUGAUGUAGAAUUUGUCGAAAAGUUAAAUAAAACUUCCUCAAGUGGCAAUGUCUCAACUAUUGUCAAGUCGAAAUUGCGCUCAUUUGGCAGGCAAAUUCACCGGCACAUGAUUGAAACAUUCAAUGUCACCAAUGAUAUCUCUCAUGGAAUUCCACGUUCAGCUAUGGGUGAUAUUUAUUUUUCCACCUACAGUCCAUCCAAUUUGACCCCUCAAAGGAAGGUUUCAAAUCGGCAUCGUCGGGCAAAAUUGAGUCUUGAUCUUGAAGACACUCGUAGGCGUCUAGAAGUUUUUCAGCUCUAUGAUGUACUCAAUAAGUCAGCUCAGAGCUGUUCAACAUCGAAACUUAAGGAGUCAGUCCCCUUGGCUAUUAAUUAUCCUGAUAGUGGAUCAGCAAAACAUAGAAUCAUUAGUGAAAGAAGACUGUCCAUAUCAGCUCCUCAUUUGAAAUACGUAGGAAAGUUCAAUGACCCAGAAGCGAGUAAAAACCGAUCGAAUACAAGCUCCACAGAGGGAGGAGCGUCUAGUAGUAAAUCAAUCCGACCCAGAGAGGUUAGCUAUGAUGAACAAGGUCAAACUUGGGAAAUAUACGGGGCCGAUCAAGAUCCUAGCGCCCUCGGUCAGGCCAUCGAAAAUCAUCUGGAAAAGAUGAUGCAAAGAAUGCAAAGAGAACAAAGAUGUUAUUCUCUCGUAAAUGAAUAUCCUCGACAGAAUACACAUUCAACUAAGUCAAGCUCCCGUGGAUCACAUACGAAAGAGCAGAUAAUUCAGGCAGCUAGACGUCGUUUCCGCAGAAGGGCUUUAUCGUCAGCAGCUUCAAAUUCUCCCUACACAAAUACUGAAGAAAUGAGUCCUGAAGGGAAGAAUCAAGGAGGUAGACGUUCGUGCAUUCUUUCUUAUAUUUCUCGAAUUCUGCGAAGAUCAUCUACGUCCGCAUUGCCUACAAGGCGUCGUAACCUGCAACACCAGGAUUCUAUUGCGGAAUGCGGCGAACAGAACUCGAGUGUUGAAAAGUUGAUGGUUUCUGCUACAUAA
Messenger RNA from Rodentolepis nana, 1197 nucleotides. Lineage: Eukaryota; Metazoa; Platyhelminthes; Cestoda; Cyclophyllidea; Hymenolepididae. The record is from the annotation of a GenBank genome assembly.